Messenger RNA from Lepisosteus oculatus (spotted gar), 1401 nucleotides. The record is from RefSeq and is a predicted model, not a curated record. Lineage: Eukaryota; Metazoa; Chordata; Actinopteri; Semionotiformes; Lepisosteidae.
UUUUUUUUUAAUUCUUGAACAUAAACAGGUGGACAACCAAAAAGUAUGUCCCCAAACUGGGAAAUAUGAAUUCAUCAUUUGAAGAAGUGGAUAACUUCUACUCCUUUUGGUACAACUUUGAUUCUUGGAGAGAAUUCUCUUACUUGGAUGAGGAAGAAAAGGAAAAAGCAGAAUGCCGAGAUGAAAGAAGGUGGAUUGAAAAGCAAAACCGUGCGUCUAGAGCACAGCGAAAAAAAGAGGAAAUGAACAGAAUACGGACAUUAGUGGACACUGCGUACAGCUGUGAUCCCCGGAUAAAGAAGUUCAAGGAAGACGAGAAGGCGCGAAAAGAGUCCGAGAAGAAAGCCAAAGCUGAAGCGAAGAGGAAAGAACAGGAGGAGAAAGAACGGGCAAGGCAGGCCGAACUGGAGGCUGCCCGUCUGGCCAAGGAGAAGGAAGAGGAGGAGGCGAAGCAGGCUGCGCUGCAGGCCAAGAAAGAGAAGGAGAUCCAGAAGAAAGCCAUCAAAAAGGAAAGGCAGAAACUCAGGACAACAUGCAAGAACUGGAAUUACUUUGCUGACAAUGAGGCUGAAAGUGUGAAGAUGAUGGAAGAGAUAGAAAAACUCUGCGAUCGACUGGAGCUUGUGAGCCUACAGUCCUUGAACGAAGAGCUUGCGUCGAGUACAAAGCAGGAAGGCAAGGCCGCGGUUGAAAAGCACGUGCAGGAGGUGAACGCGCAGCUGCAGAGGGAGCGGGAGGCGGAGGCCCGGGCGCGCCAGGCCGCCAGGAUUUCCGAGCAGGCCAGCAGCGGAGCCGGAGGGGGCAGCAAGGGCUGGAACGAGGAGGAGCUGCAGCUGCUCAUCAAAGCCGUCAACCUUUUCCCUGCCGGAACCAACGCCAGGUGGGAAGUGAUUGCCAACUACAUGAAUUUGCACUCUACUAGUGGCAUCAAACGAAAUGCCAAGGAUGUUAUUAAUAAAGCCAAGAAUUUACAAAAACUCGAUCCUCACCAGAAAGAUGAAAUCAACAAGAAAGCAUUUGAAAAGUUUAAAAAGGAGCAUGCGGCCGUGCCCCCGACUGUCGACAAUGCAGUUCCCUCAGAACGAUUUGAUGUUUCAAGCUCGGAUACAAAUUCUGCUCCAUGGACGACAGAGGAACAGAAGCUCCUGGAGCAAGCGCUGAAGACCUUUCCUGUUAACACCCAGGAGAGAUGGGAGAAGAUUGCAGCUGCGGUUCCCGGCCGUACUAAGAAGGAUUGUAUGAAGAGAUAUAAGGAGCUGGUUGAGAUGGUGAAAGCCAAGAAAGCUGCCCAGGAACAAGUUGCUGUUAAAAGUAAAAAAUGACAAGUAUAUAAACUGUGUUCUUUUAGUGUUGUUGUGCUGUCUUUAUUUUAUAAUAAAAAAAAUGCAAACAAACGUUUAA